Messenger RNA from Helianthus annuus (common sunflower), 1116 nucleotides. RefSeq names its product FK506-binding protein 5-like. The coding region runs from base 1 to 1116 and encodes 371 amino acids. The record is from RefSeq and is a predicted model, not a curated record. Lineage: Eukaryota; Viridiplantae; Streptophyta; Magnoliopsida; Asterales; Asteraceae. The transcript has a single exon.
AUGACUGAAGUUGUUGAAGCUCAGGAACAAGAAAUAGUUGAAGAUGGACAAGAAAUGGUUGAAGCUGAAGAAGUUCAGGAACCAGACUUCAUGAUUGUUGGUGAGUCUUCUGAGCCUGUUGAUAUUGAUAAUAUUCUCCGAAGGGUUGAUGUUAUUCAAAGAAAGAGAAAGGCAAAAGAAGUGUUGCUACUAGAAUGGAAGACACAACAAUUUGUACUUGUUGGUAAUGCCUAUCCUGUGCCUUACAACGUUCAAGAAGUUGCUCGUGAAAUGAAAGUUAAAGAAAGGCGUAGAAAGGAAAAGAAAGCUCGUGGAGAAAUAGUUGAUGAUGAUUCCAAUGUAGAGUUAUUUGGAGAAGAUGAAGAAGAGGAAGAUGAAGAUGAAGAUAAUGUUGAUGAUCAAAUGGAUGAUAAGCCUGAUGAUAGCAAUGAUAAAGAUGAUAAAGGUGAUGAUGACAAUGAUCAAGGUGCUUCCGGGUUGUUAAUCAAAUAUCCAAUUGUUCAAGAAAGGAUUGAAGAGCUAUUGAAUGAUGAGAUUAAUGAGCAAGAGGAUGAUGUACAAAAUGAAGCAUCAUCAUCUGGAAAACAACAUGUUAGUCAGGUACUUCUCUCAAACCCAACUGUUAUUUACUUGAAUGUUCAACAAGAAGGAGAGGUUGAGGUUAGAAGAACCAGAGCUGAAAUGCUAGAGGAAUUGGGGUUAGAAGAAGGAAAGUUCAAGUUUGAUAUUGAGGAUGAAAUUCCUCAGUCACCAGCUAAAGACUUCGAGCCCAGAUAUGCAUUUGAAGCAGAUCAUUAUGAUGAUGUGAUUGUUGAAGACACUUCAGAUUCAUCUGAAGAUGAAAUUGAUUUUCAUUAUGCUGGGAUUGAUGAGACGUUUCCUUCAUUUGCUGAGAUGUUCAAAGACAGAAAUGAAGACGAGAUUAAAAGAAAGAUUGUUGAAAAGAUCUCCACUGAAGGUGUUCCUGAAACUCUUCCGAGAGAGAUUCUUGCAGAAGAAAGAAAGAAAUGGUUCAAGAAUAUGCCUAAAGAAAGAAAGACUCUCAGAGCCCUUCAGUACUUCACUCACAGCAAAAAAUCUAUCAUGGGGAGAUAUUCUAUCUUGGGGAUACCUUGA